Messenger RNA from Gekko japonicus, 1069 nucleotides. RefSeq names its product spermidine/spermine N1-acetyltransferase 1 (gene SAT1). Lineage: Eukaryota; Metazoa; Chordata; Lepidosauria; Squamata; Gekkonidae. The coding region runs from base 206 to 721 and encodes 171 amino acids. Gene Ontology annotation, cellular component: cytosol. The record is from RefSeq and is a predicted model, not a curated record. The transcript is spliced from 6 exons. Gene Ontology annotation, molecular function: N-acetyltransferase activity.
UAGCAGAAACAGUAGACCUUGUGGUGUGUUUGUCCGCGUGCUGUUUCCUGCGUCUUGCCGCUGGGGGAUGCUUGCUGCCUGACUGUGCGUGUGCCGCCGACGCCAACGCCGCGCCCGGGACACGAAUGAAGAAACUGCUUCUCCUGCUCUUCAAUUUUCGGGGACUCACGCGAGGGGGUGGACGCAGGGGGAAACGCCGGCGAAAAUGGCCACGUUCCGUAUACGUGCUGCGCGGCCCGAAGACUGUGCCGAUCUGCUGCGCCUCAUAAAGGAACUUGCUAAAUAUGAAGAGAUGGAGGAUCAAGUAGUGCUGACUGAAAAAGAUCUGCUUGAGGAUGGCUUUGGUGAACACCCUUUCUACCACUGUCUUGUUGCAGAAGUGCCAAAAGAACAUUGUACACCUGAAGGAUAUGGAAUUGUGGGCUUUGCAAUGUAUUACUUCACUUAUGACCCAUGGAUUGGAAAACUGUUAUAUCUUGAAGACUUCUUUGUGAUGAAUGAGUUCAGAGGUUUGGGCAUUGGUUCUGAAAUUCUAAAGAAACUGAGUCAGACGGCUGUCAAGUGUCGUUGCAGCAGCAUGCACUUCUUAGUGGCAGAGUGGAAUGAGCCUUCCAUCACGUUCUACAAGAGACGGGGAGCUUCCGACCUGUCAUCUGAGGAGGGCUGGAGACUCUUCAAAAUAGACAAGGAGUACUUGAUGAAGAUGGCAACCGAAGAGUGAGGGCUUUUGCCUGGCCAAUAACAAAUUCCAUCCAAUCAUCUUUGUGUUCUUCCUACCUUGCUUUUCCUACACUUUGUACUGAAAAAAAUUAGUGUGAACCCUAAUUCAAAAGCUUUAAUUACCAGUGGCAUUGUUGCAUAGAUAUGACUGGAGUUCUGUGACCCCAGCCCCACAGGUAGUAACAGUUGUGGCGUCGGCUAUUUGUCUCUAUCCUUCAUCAGUGCACUUGUCAUCCUAAAAUGUAUAUUGUAUAUAACUUCAUUCUUGUAAGUGUCAUUCAAAUGUGUACAAUGUACACACUGGUAGGGUUUUUGUUUUAAUUAUUUACGUUCAUAAAUAAAUGUUUUC